UGUGUCAGUUGAAUUUCAGUGUUUGUAUUGCAGCUCGUGUGAAACGGGAAUAUUGAAAUGGGUCCGAAAAGAGCGGCAGCCAAAGAAGAAGUAGCUGUAGACCUAGGACCAGAACUAGAUGCCGAAAAGGAGGUUAAACAGACCAAAAGAGCUAAAACUGAUGGCGGUGGAGCUAAAAAAGCACCCACAGCAGCUAGAAGCAAUCCGGCGUGGUUGGUGAUGGUGGAGGAGGCGUUGAAAGAGUUGGACUCGCGUAAAGGCGUCUCCGCACAAGCGGUACGCAGCUACAUCAUUCAGAAGUACCCCUCGGCGGACCCGAUCAGGCUCAAGUACAUGGUGAGGAGAGUUCUCUCCAAAGGGCUAGAGUCGGGCUCUCUAGUGAGACCUGCCAAUUCAACUGCAAUUGGCGCUCACGGCAGAUUUCGAGUUGCAGUCAAAGUUAAGGCUAAAAAGUCUGCCUCAAAGACAAAGGAAAACGCAGAUCCGAAUAAACAGAAGUCCCCUAAAGCUACUAAAACAAAACCCAAAUCCAAAGAGUCUAAGGACCAGGAACCAGGUGUGAAAAAAACCAAGGCUGCGUCAAAAAAGGAAACCGAUGCUUCUGAAGCUAAAUCCAAACCAGCUGCAAAGAAGGAAAAGGAGCCUUCUGAUGCCAAACCCAAGAAGGCGAAGGAUGCUAAGGGUGCUGCUGCCUCCAAAGUGGCCCCUGCGAAGAAGCCCAAGGCCAAGGCUGCGGAGGAGGCUGGAGAGGCUCCCGCCAAGCCCAAGGCCAAGACCGUAAAGGCCGCCAAGGCUGCAGAGGGGUCCGAGGAAGCUCCCGCCAAGGGCAAGGCCAAGACCCAAAAGGCCGCCAAGACUGCGGAGGAGGCCGAGGAGGCUCCUGCUAAGGGCAAGGCUAAGACUGUGAAAGCUGCCAAGGCUGCGGAGGAGGCCGAGUCGAAGCCUGCUGGACAGAAGAGGGGGUCCAAGACUCAGAAGGCAGCAGAGGACACGGAGGCCAAACCAGAGGGAGCCAAAGCUAAGGGCAAAGGGAAGAAGGCUGCAGAGUAGUGCAAGGCACUUAUAGAGGCUACUUGAAUUUUAAUAUAUGCAUAGUGAUGUUGUGUUUUUUGAAAUAAAGUGUUUUAUAUAUAAA
This is a messenger RNA of Sardina pilchardus (European sardine), 1135 nucleotides long. RefSeq names its product protein B4. Bases 58 to 1050 code for a protein of 330 amino acids. Gene Ontology annotation, biological process: nucleosome assembly. Lineage: Eukaryota; Metazoa; Chordata; Actinopteri; Clupeiformes; Clupeidae. Gene Ontology annotation, molecular function: DNA binding. Gene Ontology annotation, cellular component: nucleosome. The record is from RefSeq and is a predicted model, not a curated record. The transcript is spliced from 6 exons.